CGGGCUGGGCUGCCACUCGCACGUUCGAACUUACAUAGGUAUUUGACAUUCCGGCAGAGUUGACGGCGCGAAACGGUCGCGUCAGCUGCUAUAAUUUUCUUUCGUGCCCAUGCCAUAAGCGUUAGAAAAGUUUACUUUUGAGCGUGUUGUGUUUUUAAUGUCGCACCUGUGUCGUAUUUCUGGAAUUCAAUCAAUAAAAGUGGCCCGUGAAGUUUUGACCAUGUGAUUCGCGUGGAAACAUCUAUAUUAUGUUUACAAUUACGGCGCGUAUGGUUGAAAUCAAAAUGAAGCAGUGUUUUUAAAAUUUUGUAGUGUUCGUAGCAACAGUGAUCGUAACCUUUGGAAUGUGCAUUAUAGCUUUGUUUUAACUGAAGCUGAACACUCACAAAUAGCAGUUCGUUGAAAUUUCGGUGUAAUGGAAUAAAUUGUUGAUUUAUUAUUCGAGAACCCACUAACGUUAAUAAAUUAAUCAAGGUUAAAGAAUCGAAAAUGCCGAACAACUAUAUUCAUUGGAUGCAUAUUGCUGUGACCGGGUUUGUAAUCUUGGUCUCGAGCGUGAAAGCAGAUACUGAUUGUUCAGAUACACAAACAUCGAUCGGCCCGCUUAUAUCUCCAUGUCGAAGUGAAUUUAUAUUGCAGAAGGGACAAAAUUUUACAAUAAAAUGUAAGGGAAAAACUGAAAUACAAUUUAAACAACAAGAACCGCCAGAAGAAAAAUAUGGACCAUUUAAUAUGACACAAAGCAUGGUGACAACUUCAGACAUUGACUAUCCGUUUGAAUCUACUUUAAAUUUGUUUAACGUUGACCGAUUUGCUAUAGGAUACUAUGCAUGUCACGAUAAUACACUGAAUAUAAGUAAUAUAUUGAAUAAUCUCAUAGAAGAGCCCGGUAAUAAUGAACACGCAGCAUUCUUUUACAUCUAUGUUGAGGGCACAGAGAGCAUCUUUGCACCGAUGAGAGAGCUGGUCUUGGCCAGAUGCUGUUCUAAGAUUGUUAUUGAAUGUAGACCUUCAACACCAGAUGUUAAAGUGGAACUAUUGUCGGAUAUUACAGAUAUUAAUCAGUUUAGUCCCAAACUUGGGUUUACAAUCGAUAGUGAUACAUUGUCGGAUGAAAUAAUAGCCAUGUUCAUUUGCGAAUUUGCGAAACAAGACAGGAAGAUAACAAAAGAGGUUUACGUACGAAAACUUACGAAGACUCCGCCAGACCCAAAAAUUAUUGGUGGUGAGAAGAGAUUUGUUAAAGGUGAAACUUUUACCAUUAACUGCACUGUUGAGUAUACAACAUCUCUGUCAGUCAAUUUGAUUAUCAAUCAUGAAAAUGGAAACGUAAUCAAUGAAAUCAUAAAUACGAAUUCGUACGAAGUUACAAAUGGGAUAUUAUUCUACAAUUUAACAGUGGUAAAUGCUACUAAGGCAAAUGCUGGUACAUAUGUGUGCGUGUCUAAAAAUAGCUGCGGUAAUAAGACGAGUUCUUUUAAAAAGGUAUACGUGGACAAACCUUACAUAAAACUGGUUAAAGGAAAUACGGAUCCUAUAAUAUUGACAAAACAACCAUCGCUAACGCUUCAAGGUGAAUGCAACGCGUAUCCUCCCGUGAAAUUUUCUUUUUUUAAGAACGGCGUAGAAAUAUUUGAAGGUGAAAAAUAUAUUUUAGAUAUACGCAGUGAUACUCAUGAUGCAACUUUAAAAAUAAAAGAUUUAAAUCUACACGAUAUCGCAAACUACACCAUAAAGGCCCAAAAUAACUUCAACGAGUCAUCGAAUGUUACUUUCGAUGUGCGAGUUCAAACGCCACCGACCGUUUACUUUGGGGGAAUCAAAAAAGUUUUGUUAAACACACAAGUGAGUUUGGAUUGUAAGGUUACCGGUUAUCCUCUACCUGAAGUAACUUGGAUAUUUUCUAACGGAGAAAAAGAAAUUGAAUUGCCGAGUACAAAUGUUGUGAGUUAUAUGUACAACGGAACGUCAUAUCUCGACACCACAGUGACUGCAUCUGGAAAUUUGACUUGCAAAGCUAAAAACACACAAGGCGAAUCUUCGAAAAGCCUUUCGAUUAUAGUUUAUGAAAUUCAUGAUGGUUUCGGCAUUACAGAAAAUAACGAUAUGUGGUUUUCAGAAAAUGAUAAUGUUGCUAUAAAAUGUUUGGCGUCAAUAUACGAUUUUCAAAACGUAACUUGGUUAGGAAGCGAUGGCAGUAUAGCAGAAAGUAUAGUUCAAUAUACAGACACCAUAUUUUCGCAUGUUGCGAUAUUGAAAAUAGACGAUAUUGAUGUGUAUCACUCUGGCAAUUAUACAUGUCGAGGCAUUACAAAUAAAGGAGAGGAGAAGACACAAACAAUCCAGGUUAAAGUAGAGGCGUUACGAUCACCUACUAUAAAUGAGCCCGAAUACGAUGUAAACGAAGAAUUGUACCCAUCUAUUCCUAUCCAAUUUCAUUGCCAAGCCGACGCCGUGCCUCCUCCAAAAAUCGAGUGGUAUAAGGAUGGAGAUUUGUUGGUUAAUGACACGAGUAAAGUAAUCAUUUACGAAACCCAAUUAAACCGGACAAGUCUUAAUUCGACAAUCGUGUUGGGAAAUAUGAAAGAUGAGAAGAAGGGCAAAUACGAAUGUGUGGCAAUCAGCAAUAGUGAAGAAGAAAGGCGAUCGUACACGCUUUUACUGAAAACAGGAGAAGCAUACGCAACGUAUUUAAGCGUCAUUGCAGUAAUAUUCUUUUGCCUUAUAUUACUAGUAGUAUAUCUUACGUGGAAAAUAAAGAAGGAAAAACAGUUUAGAAAGGAAUUGGCAGCUGCUGGUCUAUUGUACUUUAAGGAAGGAGUUACAAAGUCUUUGAACCCUGACCUCGGGAUCGACGAGCAAGCUGAAUUAUUGCCAUACGAUGAGAAAUUUGAAUUCCCUUCUGACAAAUUAGUUCUCGGAAAGCAAUUAGGUGCAGGAGCAUUCGGCGUGGUAUAUAAAGCCGAUGCCCGUGGUAUAAUUAAUGCAGAGGAAACAACACCAGUCGCCGUAAAGAUGGUGAAAAAGACUGCAGACAACAUGUACAUUAAGGCAUUGGCUUCAGAGCUCAAAAUAAUGGUUCACCUGGGUAAACACGUGAAUAUCGUCAAUUUGCUCGGAGCUUGCACGAAGAAUGUUGGCAAGCGCGAAUUAAUUGUUAUCGUAGAAUACUGCAAGUUUGGCAACAUACAUAAUUAUAUGCAAAGGCAUAGAGAAGUAUUCAUAGAUCAACUUACUGAUAAUGUUGAAAAGAAUCUCGGAAAAAUUAACAGAGGCUUUACGUAUACUGGAAGUGUGGGCGCACAAUCGGACUACUUCAGUUCAGCGAAUACCCAAGAAACAGAUCAUACAUUCCUGAACACGGAAAAUACAAACAGAUCGACGAGAAAAGAUAACCCAAGUCGGCCGGUGGAAAUGAAACAAGUGUCGGAAGGCUACGUGCAGCCGGAAUGGCGAUCGAACUAUGAAAGUGACUACAGUUACGACGGCCGCACUCCGCGGCCUCUCACGUCACGUGAUCUUCUCGCCUGGGCGUUCCAGAUUGCCCGGGGAAUGGAAUACCUUGCUAGUAGAAAGGUUCUACACGGAGAUUUGGCAGCAAGAAAUGUUCUUCUAGCCGACGACAACAUCGUGAAGAUUUGUGACUUCGGCUUAGCUAGGAGCAUUUAUAAGAACGAUGAGUAUCAGAAGAAAGAAAACAGUCCGCUACCGGUGAAAUGGUUGGCAAUAGAGUGCAUGACCGACAGGAUAUUCUCCACACAGUCGGACGUGUGGUCCUUCGGGAUCGUGCUCUGGGAGUUGUUCUCCCUCGCUAAGACACCGUACCCCAACAUAAGCCCUUCGAACUUACUGCAGUGGCUUUCUGAGGGGAACCGUCUUGAAAAGCCACCAUAUGCAGACGAUCGUAUAUACGACGUGAUGAUGCGGUGUUGGCAACAGAAGCCAACAGCUCGGCCAUCAUUCACUGAGCUGCAAGAGAUUCUCGGCACGUUCUUAGAGGAUAACGUACGAAACCACUACGUAGAUUUAAAUUCAGCGUACAUGGACUUGAACGCCAGACAGGUUGGCCAGGAAGACUACUUGGCUAUGAUGUGUUCGCCAGAUUACAACAAUCUGGUGACACCGAGCCCACACCACUACGUCAACAUGACGAGGAGUUUCUUCCCGCCGACGCCAACACCACUUGACGAGGAGGGGUAUCUUCAAAUGAGUCCAGCUAAGCGAGAGAUCUUCAGCCCUCGGGCGCAAGGUACGACGUUCGACUUCGACGCGAGGAAAUUCAACCCACGGGUUUCGGAGGCGAGCAGCGGGGGAUCGGAACUCACUCCCAUGUUGACACUCAACAACCUUCCCGCGAGGAGUGGCUCGGAGUCUGAGGCGGAGGGAGCGUCGCCGCAGCUCGGCACGUGUCCGCGCAUAGACGAAGAAGUCGACGACGUGUUCCACACCGACACCAACAAGAACCACAACACCGCUGUCACCAACCCCACGUACAUCACGUUCGACGUCGACGCCGAAAAGAAGCCUCACGAUCUAAACAGCUACGUCAACAUUAAUGUCGCAGUACCCAACGGUCUAGUCAAGUAGAUUCUCUGUCGUUUAUUGUGUACGUGUAUUCUAUUACUAUUACCAAGUCGCUUUAUAUUCGUUUUAUGUUACUCGAUGAUCUCUUCCUCUUGUUUGUUUACUGUCUGAUUAGUACAUUUUCCAAUCUGUUUUCCUCAAUCUACUUCACUCAUUUCUGUGUAUUGUAUCUUUUCAUUUAUCAUACAGAUUUAAAUCAAAUGUAGUACUAAUAAAAUCGUUCGUACCAAAAACGAUGGCCGUCAAAUGACUACACACGUGAUAUUUUGUGUGUCAUGUAAUGUACAAAAUGUGAUAUUUUGUUAGAAUAUUAUUCAUAAAAAUAUAGCCGGUACGCUAUACAAACCCCACCAUUUUAGACAUUAUUGUAAAUAUAUUUAAUUUUUCUUUUCAUAAUCAUUCCUCAUUGUAUAAUAUUUUCAGUGAGUUAACAAAGCGUGCAUUAAUCUUAGAAACAUAAUAGUACUAAGUUUAUUAUAUUUCUUAAUGUUACACCAAUGUUCGGGCAAUUUUUAGUGCCGCCAGUACAAAUUGCAAGAACCGUCAUCUGUUUGUUUUCCUGUUUACUCUAAACCUUACAUUAUAGAGUAGCCAACAGAGUACCUUCUAAAUUACCAAACAGAUACGUAUUGCAUUAUAUGGUUUAGUUGAUUUGACGUAUUUCAAAUGAGAAUUGCGCAUUUAUUUUGCUACAUGUAAACGUUUAUGUAAGGGUCCAAAAAAUUAAAAGAAACUAAAUUACUGUGAGUACAAUCUAUAUUAUGAGCACGAACGAUUCUUACAAACAUUUGGUACCACAAUAUACGGUUUUUGUUUAAACACAAAUUAUAAUUUAAUAUGUGUGUUACGAAAACCAUUUUUGAUAAUACCCAUGUUUAUAAUAUGUAUUCAUUUAGUGUUCAGUCAAUAAUCCUAGUCGUCGGUGUUACAGAUUAAUAUAUUUUUGUUAUUAAGAAAACAAAAUGGAUUAUGGUUUAAGGGCUUUGCGACGAGUUAUUGUUUUAGAUGUUAUAUCUAUAUUUCUAUUGUAUCGCACAGGUACGAGAUUAAGUAUAGUAAAUAUAUUAAUGUGAUAUUAAAAAUCUC
Molecule: messenger RNA, 5670 nt
Organism: Manduca sexta (tobacco hornworm)
Lineage: Eukaryota; Metazoa; Arthropoda; Insecta; Lepidoptera; Sphingidae
Gene: Pvr
Product: vascular endothelial growth factor receptor 1
Exons: 24
Coding region: 490-4587 (1365 amino acids)
Biological process (GO): positive regulation of kinase activity; cell surface receptor protein tyrosine kinase signaling pathway; protein phosphorylation
Cellular component (GO): signaling receptor complex
Molecular function (GO): ATP binding; transmembrane receptor protein tyrosine kinase activity
Source: RefSeq, a predicted model, not a curated record